AUGUUUCAUCUAGCAUCGUCAUUAUACACUCAAUACACCAAAAGAGAACAAUAUAAUAUUCUUAUUUUAGGAUUGGACAAUGCAGGGAAAACAACGUUUCUAGAACAUUUAAAAUUACUAUAUUCGUCCUCGACAGAAUCAGCAAACAAGAGCCAACAAUCCAAGAAUUCAACUACAGGUGACGAACAACCCAGAUCAACGGCAGAUAUUAUCAAAUCUAAACGGAUUUUACCCACAGUUGGCCAAAACACAACAACCAUAAAGUUCGAGUCCAAAGAUUCCGAUUCACCCUUGGCAUCGCAAUUCAAAAACAUUAAUUUGAAAUUUUGGGAUCUAGGGGGGCAGAAAUCAUUGCGAAAUAUGUGGUCCCGAUACUUUAAGCAAUGUCAUGGCAUUAUAUUUAUAAUUGAUUCUACUGAUACUGAGCGGUUUCAGGAAUGCUAUGAAACAUUGAUUGAUAUUGCACAUGAUGAUACGUGGAUGCAAAUUGACGAUGAAAACAACAGCAACGUCGAUGGAACAGUAAAUGUACCAAUAUUAAUGAUGGCAAAUAAGCAAGACCUACCGCAAGCUGUAGAUUUGGUGUCUCUUAAGACAGGGGUAUUUAUCAAGUUAGUUAGUGAGUUGGAAGCUACCGAUUCGAAAUUGUUACCAGUUUCCGUUUUAGAGAAUCAAGGAUUACAAGAAAGUUUGGAAUGGUUAGUGACACGAUUGAUUUACAACAAACGUAACAAAAAGCCUGAGUAUAAGUGA
This is a messenger RNA of Candida dubliniensis CD36, 753 nucleotides long. RefSeq names its product Arf family GTPase (gene ARL3). Gene Ontology annotation, cellular component: Golgi apparatus. The record is from RefSeq and is a predicted model, not a curated record. Gene Ontology annotation, biological process: protein localization to organelle; intracellular protein transport; Golgi to plasma membrane protein transport. Gene Ontology annotation, molecular function: GTPase activity; GTP binding. The transcript has a single exon. Lineage: Eukaryota; Fungi; Ascomycota; Pichiomycetes; Serinales; Debaryomycetaceae. Bases 1 to 753 code for a protein of 250 amino acids.